AUGGUGGCUUCCGCAUCAAAAGAAGAUGUCGAUUUUAGCAUCAAGCCUGAGGCGGUCACGCCCAGCAUUCCCACCUCGGAGUGGCCGCUGCUGCUGAAGAAUUACGAUAAACUUCUUGUCAGAACUGGCCACUUCACUCCAAUUCCGGCUGGUUGCUCCCCUCUCAAACGGGACCUGAAGUCGUACAUCAGCUCUGGCGUGAUUAACCUCGACAAACCAGCGAACCCGUCAAGCCAUGAAGUUGUCGCUUGGUUGAAGAGAAUCCUUAGGGUUGAAAAAACUGGCCACAGUGGUACUCUUGACCCCAAAGUCACCGGUUGUCUGAUUGUCUGCAUCGAUCGUGCAACUCGCCUUGUUAAGUCGCAGCAGGGUGCCGGAAAGGAAUAUGUCUGUGUCAUUCGUCUCCAUGAUCGGCUCCCAGGUGGCGAGGCCCAGUUUGCGCGGGCCCUUGAGACACUGACUGGGGCUCUGUUCCAGCGUCCACCUCUGAUCUCAGCUGUGAAGCGUCAGCUCCGUAUCAGAACGAUACAUGAAAGCAAGCUUUAUGAGUUUGACAAUGACAGACACCUGGCUGUUUUCUGGGUCAGUUGCGAAGCAGGCACAUAUAUUCGAACCCUUUGUGUCCAUCUGGGCUUGCUUCUCGGUGUUGGAGCACACAUGCAGGAGCUGAGACGUGUUCGCAGUGGAGCGAUGGAUGAGCAGGAUGGGAUGGUUACUCUUCAUGACGUCCUAGAUGCUCAGUGGAUGUGGGACAAUCAGCGUGACGAUUCUUACCUGCGGAAAGUGAUUCGUCCAUUGGAGAGUCUGCUCACCACAUACAAACGGAUCGUUGUGAAAGACAGUGCUGUCAAUGCUGUAUGCUAUGGCGCGAAGCUCAUGAUUCCUGGUCUGCUACGUUUUGAGGCCGGCAUUGAAGUUGGUGAAGAGGUUGUGCUUAUGACAACGAAGGGUGAAGCAAUUGCUCUGGGGAUUGCUCAAAUGUCGACUGUCGAGCUCUCGACCUGCGAUCAUGGUGUGGUCGCCAAGGUCAAACGGUGCAUUAUGGAGCGCGAUCUCUAUCCUCGUAGGUGGGGAUUGGGACCGGUGGCCCUUGAAAAGAAGAAACUGAAGUCUGAGGGCAAGCUAGAUAAAUACGGCCGACCUAACGAAGCUACUCCCGCCAAAUGGAAGAAUGAAUACAAAGACUACAAUGCUCCGCAAGAAGACACUGCCGCGCAACAGGUGGCGGAAACUACGUCCAAGGAAGAGGCCGUUCCUGCUCCGGCAGCUCCAUCAAAUGGUGCACCUUCUUCUCCACCAUCUAAAAUGGAGGUUGAAGAGCCCAAAGAGGACGACAAGAAGAAGCGCAAGCGACACGAAGGUGAAACCCCCGAGGAACGUGCCGAGCGCAAGCGCAAGAAGAAGGAGAAGAAGGAGAAGAAAGAGCGGCGCAAAUCGAAACAAGACAAGGAUGAGAGUGAUGACAGUGACUAG
Messenger RNA from Rasamsonia emersonii CBS 393.64, 1473 nucleotides. RefSeq names its product Pseudouridylate synthase family protein. The coding region runs from base 1 to 1473 and encodes 490 amino acids. Gene Ontology annotation, cellular component: box H/ACA snoRNP complex. Gene Ontology annotation, biological process: mRNA pseudouridine synthesis; snRNA pseudouridine synthesis; box H/ACA sno(s)RNA 3'-end processing. The record is from RefSeq and is a predicted model, not a curated record. NCBI's taxonomy places the organism in Eukaryota, Fungi, Ascomycota, Eurotiomycetes, Eurotiales, Trichocomaceae. Gene Ontology annotation, molecular function: pseudouridine synthase activity; RNA binding. The transcript is spliced from 5 exons.